AUGUGCAAUCAAAGAACUGUUGAAAAGAAAGUUACUAAGGAUCAUAAAAGUGUAAAUCUAAAAAAUUAUCAGCAACUAACCGAUACAGGAUGCAAUUACGUAAUAAAAUCAAUUUCAAAGCCAAAAAUAAUUGCUAAACGACUUAAUAAAAUUGGUGGAAUAAUUCGUAAAGAUAAUUAUUGGUACUUAACUGAAUAUGCGUUUGGCUACAAUAUAUUUGAAUAUAAUUCGACUGAAGAUUUACGAAUGUCACAACCAAAUCGAAUAUAUCAAUUAGAUGGUACUCAUUAUGACGGUAUUGAUAAUACGGUUCCUUUAUAUAUGAAAUCCGGGUCAUUGGUUGAUUUUGAAAGCUCAUCAGAAGAUAAAUUAUGGCUGUUGCAUCGUUCAAUUGAUGAUUAUCAAUAUCCAUAUUUUGAAGCGAUAUCUAUCGACUGCCAAAGUUUAAUUGAAGAAAGACAUUUAAAAUUAAAAAAAUUAAAAAACUUAAAAAAUUUGAUAAACUCAUUCGUUGCGUGCAAUCAUCUUUAUAUAAUUACUGUUGAAAACAAUAUGAAUGUUAUAAGAAAUUUCUAUGAUUUAAAUAAUAAUAAAUAUAUAAAUGAUAAUAAAGUAAUAGGAAAAUGGAAAAGAAAUUCAUUAAAUUAUCAUCCAUUAAGUAUACAAUUCGAUAGUUUUAGCAAAACAAUUAAUAUUUUUGAUAACGGUUUUAUAUAUUCGAUAAAUACUUUUAUUAAUUAA
Dracunculus medinensis (Guinea worm) is the source of this 741-nucleotide messenger RNA. The record is from the annotation of a GenBank genome assembly. Lineage: Eukaryota; Metazoa; Nematoda; Chromadorea; Rhabditida; Dracunculidae.